Molecule: messenger RNA, 2346 nt
Organism: Prorocentrum cordatum
Lineage: Eukaryota; Dinophyceae; Prorocentrales; Prorocentraceae
Source: the annotation of a GenBank genome assembly
GCGGACGCCGACGAGGAGCCGCAGGUGGACGCCACCAGCUGGUCGCCAUCGCCUCGCGCCGGCGCGGGCGGCCGAGCCAUGCCCGCGCGAGGCGGCGCGGGGCGCCACGGGCAGGUGCGACGGAGCUCCUGGCGCCACCCCGACGGAGCUCCGCCGCACAGCGAGCCGCCCCUACCAGGAGGAGGCGGCGGCCCGGGGGGGCGGCCGCCCGACGCGCCGUGGGCACCAGAGGAGACGGAGGAGGAGGGGCCGUGGAGCCCCGCCCAGGCGCGACGGAGCUCCUGGCGCCACCGCGGCAGAGCUCCGCCGAGCAACGAGCCGCCCCUGCCUGGAGGAGCCCGCGGUCCGCGGGUGGUGCCCUCCGCCUCGCCCCGCCCGACCAAGCGUCGUUCCGCCUCUGCCGCGUGGGCGUCGCUGGUGCAGCCCGGCCCGCCCGACGAGCCGUGGGCGCCGGCCGAGGAGACGGAGGAGGACGAGCUGGGCCACGCGAUCGGCAGAGAGGAUCGGCGCGGCGCGGGCCCGGCCCGCCUCCGCGGCCUGGGUGCGCAGGCCGGGGUCCUGCAGGCUGAGAACGUGGCCCUCCAGCAGGAUGCGAGGCGGCACCCCGUGGAGCUGAGCGCCGCCAGGACGCCCUCUCCGAGGCGCAGCGCCAGGAGCGGCCUCGGGACGGCCUCCCCACGGGUGGCGCCCUGGACGGACGGCGCCCUGGAGGAGGAGCUGCUGCGACUGGAGGGCCGCAUGGACGCUUUCGAGGAGCAGCUGGCUGGCGGUGCCCUGGGCACUGCUCGCCAGGCGCGCCACGCCGGAGUGCAGGAGCAGCUGAGCGGCAGUGCCCUGGGCACUCGCCACCAGGCGCGCCACGCUGACCUGCGGCAGGAGGGGCUCCCGCCGACGGCCCGGCGGCGGCGGCGGCCGUGGCCGCCGCCGCCACCUUGGGGCGCGCCCGGGCCCGCGCCCGAGCCCCCCUGGGCGCCGCCGGAGCAGGACAGCGCCUUCUUCUCCGAGCUGGAGGGCAGCCCGAUGCCAACGCCAGAGCAGCUCGCGCGGGAGCGCCAGUACCAGCACCAGCGGAGCUUCAAGGAGGUCGAGGUCGACGAGGUGACAGUUGCCUCCCUGGUUCUGGUGGACGUGGGCGCCUCAGACCAAGACAGCUACUCGAGGUUCGACGGCAUGGCCUCCUCCUGCACGACCUUCACCCUGCCCACCAACGUGUCAGGCAAGAGUGGCAAGAGUCUCCCGAGCAACGGCUCCAGGGCUGUCUCGUGGCAGAAGAGGCGCUCUCUGAUGAUGAUGCACUCCGUGUCGUUGGACAGCACUCGCUCAUCCCAACUGCCCUGCAAAGUCGACAAAGCGAAGGUCGCGGCCUUCCAGGCGUCACUCCGGCUCGCGGGCCUGAACACCAGUCAGUGGGGCCAGAACGGCUCGAACACAGUCGAGCACCUUUACUGGGAGGCCUACCACCAGCAGGGCUGCCUCCUCACGGGCCUCAAGGUCAUGGGGAAGCUCAAGCGCAUCACGCACCUCGUGAAGAUCAGGUUAUUCGCCAACAUCAUGGGCGAGGAGAGCGAGCUCUUCACGAGGCUGCAGCUCCUUCACGACGGCCGGUGCAAGGAGAGGGAGCAGGUGCUCGUCCGUCGGCUAAGGUGGACGAGCGUCGACCUGGACUGCGAGGACAAGGUGGACGAGAGCUUCUACGCCCCUGACUGCCCCCACACCGAGGCCUGGCGCGAGGGCGUCGAGAACGCCCUGGCCGAGCGGCUCGGGCUGCCGGCGAGCUGGCAGCGGGAGCAUCUGCGCGAGGAGGUUGGCGCCGUGAGCACCUUCGAGGUGGAGGACGACGUGCGCAGCGGGACGUACCCAGGCCUGCCCACCAUGUUCUGCAUCCACACCACCACCCUCCGCGUGGUCGACGUCGAGAGCCCGGCCGUGCAGCGCCUCGGCCUGCCGACGGGGCAGGAGUUCGCCACCACCGAGGGGCAGUUCACCUUCGGGCGGCAGGACGAGGAGGGCCCGCGGAUCGGCUCGCAGCUGAACAUCUGGACCUGGAGGCGGCAGAGGACGCCCGUCGGCACGACGGCGUCGGCUGGCCCGCAGGAGGCCGGAGAGCCGGACUUGGCGCCCAAGGAGACGAACAGGGCAAGCAGCUUCAACUCCCUGGAGGCGCGCCUCAGCGCCGUGGUCCCACUCCCGAUGACCCGCUGCGCGCGCGAGGGCCCGUCGCGGCCGUGCCCCCCGGGCAGCUCACCCAACGCCGCCUUGUGGAGGAUUCGCGAGGGCAACGGUCAACGGACUGGGGCAGGGUCUCCUGCAUCACGAAGCGGAUCACGGACCCCGACUACUCGCUGA